Messenger RNA from Aspergillus novofumigatus IBT 16806, 729 nucleotides. RefSeq names its product alpha/beta fold hydrolase. The record is from RefSeq and is a predicted model, not a curated record. The coding region runs from base 1 to 729 and encodes 242 amino acids. The transcript is spliced from 2 exons. NCBI's taxonomy places the organism in Eukaryota, Fungi, Ascomycota, Eurotiomycetes, Eurotiales, Aspergillaceae.
AUGAGCAAGAAAGAUGAGCUGCGAGGCAAGAUCAUAGGCAAAUCGGCCAUGCGGAACAAACAUCUGAAGUUCCUUGAUCUAUUCGGGAUCUCCAUCUUAAACGAGAUUCGCCGUUUCUAUCGUCGAGUGGUUCCAGAUCCGCCUCAAUCGGCCAUGUUCCGUCCUUCUUUCUAUUCGUUUCCGACCCAAGGUGCCCAUUUGCACGCUGCAGACCUCGACGCCGUGCUAAAGGCUGCCAAGAUCAAUGAGCCGGUUACCCUGGUCACUCAUUCCAUGGGCGGCAAUAUCGCCUCGGCUUAUUAUCUGAGGAAUCCGACCAGAGUCUCCAAAAUCAUCUACACUGCAACCUAUUAUGAUGGCAAGAGUGCGAAACAGUUUUUCCCAUAUGAGGGGCUCACCGCAGGAGUUGAUGAGCUGUCAAAAUGCGUCGACUUCUACACUAUCAUGGGGCUUGAUCGGUCGAUUGCCCUGGAAGCUGCAAAGUGGCCUGCGCAUGGCCGCCGCAACAAUGCAAGCUGCCUGGUGUCCUAUGACAUUGGCGAUGGAUACAACCGGAUUACCGUCCCUACUCUGAUUAUUUAUGGAGAGGAUGACCGUACUGUUCCGGUGGAACAGGGUGUGCAGCCUAAUGGUCGACAAUAUGCCAAAUUCCCGGCUGGUGCUUCUCAAGAGCGUGGCCCACUUUUCCUGUCCGACAGAGGCACCAGAAGAAAUGGAGAGAUUGAUUGA